Messenger RNA from Nicrophorus vespilloides, 2146 nucleotides. RefSeq names its product protein msta-like. The record is from RefSeq and is a predicted model, not a curated record. Bases 734 to 2146 code for a protein of 470 amino acids. Gene Ontology annotation, molecular function: protein binding. Lineage: Eukaryota; Metazoa; Arthropoda; Insecta; Coleoptera; Silphidae. The transcript is spliced from 4 exons.
CAGAUUCUUUAAUGCAAUACAACUCAAUAUUGUCCAAUUGUUACUAUUAAAAACAUUUUACGGAGCAUAAAUGACGGCCAGUCUGGUUCCUCUCAUUAUCUGGGGUUGAUCACGGAAUUUCCACCAAAUCCAUGCCGUUCCGCAACUGGAAAAAAAGGCGACGCAACGAUGGAAACACGUGUACGCGCAUCUUCAACAUCAUCAUCAUCUUACAGUUUUCAAGUGGUAGUUUUUGUUUUCUGUGAAAGUGAUUAACAACAGCAAUUACAUAAUUGGAUUACCUAUCUACUAUAUAACACAUUCGACGUAUUUUUAUCACGUACAAUACUUUCAAGAUAUUGCGGAGGCGGCAUGAAAAUAUUUACAGGAUUUGAAAAAAAAAAGAUGAAUCCUGCGUAAACGAAAGAGUAUUUAGAUGCACGAUGGAAACGAAAACAACGGAAAAUGUAAAUAUAAGCAUGUAACCAAAAUGUAUUCGCUGUUGAUGAUGCGUGCGACGCUAGUGGAUGGAAAAGCUGAAAAUAAAUAGGUAAAAUAUUACGGCAAAAUAUUACGUUCACGCACUCCGCGAAGGAGUCGAGGUUGGUGUACGAAAACUGUACCAAAGCCGAACACUUUUCGUCAAAUUUAAUUUUGUUUUGGUUGGUGCGCACACGAACUGCAAUUAACGCCCGUCACGUCAAUCUAAAUUAGUAUCAGUACCGAGUGCCAGAACACACCAAAAAAUCAAAUAAUGGAUGGACUGUGCCACGAGACCGAGAAAAUUAUUGAAAAUCACCUGAGAAGAAGAGGAAUCUGGAAGGAUGAGAAACUCUGGGAAGUCGGAAAGUCGAGGUUCAGCGGAAGAGGAGUGUACGCGACGCGCGACAUCCAACCAGGUGAAAUUAUUUUCGUCGAUUCGCCUGUGAUUUUAGGGCCAAGGGCGAUACCUGAAAACACAUGCGUCUCAUGUUACAAUGAUACUAACAUCGUGCUCUGUCCAAUGUCGUGUGGCCUUUACUUGUGUCCAUCCUGUUUGGACGGAGAUAAGCAUUCUCAGGAAUGUGCUAAGAUAAACUCUUGGAAAACUGAAAAGUCUUUCGUUACCGAUAGAAUGAUGAUAUGCUUGGCACCGAUACGAAGUUUGUUUCUCGACGAUUCCGAUCGGGAAUCGAUCUCGAUGCUGGAGGCGCACCGGGAACCGCAGCACGGAAUCGAGGUGGAUCUCAUGAAGAAAAAGAUGCUUUUGGAAUUAUGCGAUGAGGAAGAGAAUUGGAUUCGACUCACAUGCGCCGUUCUGGACGCCAACUCCUUCGAAGUCCUUCCGAAAACGGGACCAACUUUGAGAGGACUCUUUCCGCUCUCGAGUCUCCUCAACCAUUCUUGCGUUCCCAACGUUAUGCACGUCUUCGACGAAGAUCAUCACAUGAUCCUGAAAGCAGCGAAACCUAUCAAGAAAGGUGAAGAAAUAUUCCUCACAUACUCAAGAAUCCUCUGGUGUACUUUGAGCAGACGCACUCAUCUAUUGAGAACCAAACACUUUGCUUGCGAAUGCCCCAGAUGCCAUGAUCCCACCGAAUUCGGAACGAACCUCAGCGCCAUGCUCUGCGAAUCCUGCUCCGGUUUCGUUCUACCCAAAAAUCCGCUCAUCUUCAACGGAGUCUGGACCUGCAACUCUUGCGAUCGGCAAGUCGAGGAAAGUAAAAUCGCUUUCAUAAUGUCCGUUUUAGCUAAAAGAUUCAGCGACGUCGACGAAGAUCACAUGAAAAGCUUCGAUCUGUUCCGAUCCAAAUCAGAAAAGAUCAUACCGAAAUGCAAUCAGGUCUCAUUGGAAUUCAUGUACAGGACUAUCUGGAUUUUAGGAGGUGCAGAACUGUCGGACGAGCAUUUUCAAAUCAAGGGCGAAUGCUUGAAAUACGUUCUGGACGUUCUGAUGAAACUCGACGUGGGCGCAAGUAAAAUGCGCGGAUUGCUGCUGCACGAGUUGUACAAAUGCCAAAAGGAGCUUAUUUCUAGAGGAAUCGUAAUGGAUGAAAAAUUCAACGAAGAUGAGAUACUCGAAGAAGCUGCAGAAAUAUACAUGUUCGACGUUUCGGCGCCUGAAAUCAUUAAGAACGUAUGGAAAAAGAAAAAUUUAUCUACAGACUGGAAUGAUUACUUUUUUUAA